AUGGCGCGUCUUGCCGACCCAUCCAGGACAGCUGGUCAUGCCAGCAUGCUUUGCCCAAAAAGCCACCCAGCUGUGCAGGUCAACGAGCACUUAGACGGGAUUGAAGUCAUUGCGAAGGGCCUUGACAAUCCCAGAAGAGCCUUGCUGUACCUGCAUGGAGGUGCCCAUUUCUUUGGCUCAGUGUGGACUCAUCGCGAGUUCCUAGGGCGAAUCUCUAAUGCCUGGGGUACACGGGUGGUGGCCAUCAACUACCGGCUCAGCCCAGAACAUGCAUUUCCAAGUAGCCUCGAGGAUACCCUCACUGCUUGGACGUGGAUGCUGGAGCAGUAUCCAGGCCACGAGGUGGCUGUGGCCGGGGACUCCGCAGGCGGAACUUUAGCCUUUGGGCUCUUGGUGCGUCUUGCGCAGCUGCAGCGCUCGCAGCCGCAGCUCUGCAUCGGCAUCUCCCCUUGGCUUUGCCUGGAACAAGUGCCGCGGAUCUUCCGACGCAUCAGCAGGAUGUAUGCACAAGGCCAUGCUGUCAGAGAUCCUUUGGUGUCCCCGUUGCACGUUGACGCGGAGGUGGCUAAAAGUUUCCCCCCGGUCAUCAUCCAUGCAGCCGAAGAAGAGUGGUUUACCAAAGAUGCCGAGGGCAUGGCUUCUUUGUGUCAGAGGGUAGGAGUUGCAGCUGAUCUGAAGCUGUACACUGGAAUGAUCCAUGGUUUCCAGGUGUUUCCCUUAUUGUUUCCUGCGAGUUCUCAGGAUUCCUUACAGCGAAUUUGCUCAUUCUGGGACCAGUUGGCAGGAAGAAAAUCUUGCCUGUGA
Molecule: messenger RNA, 804 nt
Organism: Effrenium voratum
Lineage: Eukaryota; Dinophyceae; Suessiales; Symbiodiniaceae
Source: the annotation of a GenBank genome assembly